AUGAGGAAAGGCGUUACUGCUCGACUAUUACGUCAACGUGAACCAAUAUCUAAUAUUCAACUUUGCGAACAUGAACUGCGUGAAGUAGUUGAUGGUACUCGACUACGAUUUUUACUCGUUCGUUAUAUAAAUCUUAAGGGUGCCACUAUAUUAAUGGGCUCGUUAGCCAUUCCUUUACUUAAAAAAUUUAUAUUUGUUGAUUUGUAUGAUCAUACAGUAGAUCAUGGUGGUAAAUUUCAGGAGCUUUGUAGUUCUACACACUUACCUGCUUUGGAAGAUCUCAACUUUUCGUUUUGUUUUCCUCAAGAAGUCGAACACGCAUGGCGAAUGAGUCCAUUCAGUUGCAUUGGCAAAUGGCCUUUUGAUAAUUUUGGUUGUUAUUUAGAUAACAGUUGGAUUUCUAUUGAUGGUGGCCUAGAUUUUACCACGAAGACACUAUUUAUCGUCUAA
Molecule: messenger RNA, 450 nt
Organism: Rotaria socialis
Lineage: Eukaryota; Metazoa; Rotifera; Eurotatoria; Philodinida; Philodinidae
Source: the annotation of a GenBank genome assembly